CUCGUUGCUAGGGGCGGAGGCGCGGGAGGCUGUGGAGCUUAGAGGCUGCGGACGCCCUCGGGCUCCGCGUUCCUGCUGGCCUCAGCUCCAACCCCGCCAGUCCAUCGAGAUUAGGAAGUAGCUGCCUAGAAUUGUUUUCCAAAAGAUACACAUUACAAAUCUUUGAAUACAGCAGCUCACCAAGAAGAUCUAUUGAUUUGCGGGGAAUACAACUUACAGCAGCCACAAGGGAUGCUGCCACUUGGGUGCCAACUGAAACAAGCUCCUUUACAGAAGAUUUCGUGUAGGCUCUGUGCCAGGAUGGGAAAACUACAAAGCAAACUCAAACACAGUACUUAUAAAUACAGCAGGCCUGAUGGAAUUAUAGAAGAGAAAAUUCAAACUAAAGCUUUUCAAGAGUAUAGCCCAGCUCAUCUGGAUACCGUCUCUGCUGUUGCUGCUCUGAAUUCAGACCUUUGUAUCUCUGGAGGAAAAGAUAAGACUGUUGUGGCCUAUGAUUGGAAAACUGGAAAUGUGGUGAAAAGGUUCAAAGGACAUGAGAAUGAAAUCACCAAGAUAGCCUGUAUUCCCAAAUCAAGCCAGUUCUUCAGUGCCUCUCGUGACAGAAUGGUCAUGAUGUGGGACUUGCAUGGUUCCUCACAACCUAGGCAGCAAUUGUCUGGCCACACCAUGGUGGUGACCGGGUUGGCUGUGGGUCCAGACUUGUCACAGUUGUGCACUGGUUCUCGGGACAACACCCUGCUUCUGUGGGAUUUGGGAACCGGACAGUGUGUGGAGAGAGCAUCUGUCUCCAGGAAUGUGGUCACUCACCUGUGCUGGGUCCCCAGAGAACCAUAUGUACUGCAGACCUCUGAGGAUAAAACCAUCAGAUUAUGGGACAGUCGGGGGCUACGCGUAGCUCAUAUGUUUCCUGCAAAGCAGCACAUUCAGACCUACUGUGAAGUCAGUGUAGAUGGACACAAGUGUAUCUCAUGCAGCAAUGGCUUUGGAGGGGAAGGCUGUGAAGCCACGUUGUGGGACCUAAGACAGACACGGAACAAAAUAUGUGAAUAUAAGGGGCAUUUCCAGACCGUUGCAUCCUGUGUCUUCCUACCAAGAGCAUUGGCCUUGAUGCCUGUAAUUGCUACUUCAUCACAUGAUUGCAAGGUGAAGAUUUGGAACCAAGAUACUGGAGCCUGCCUUUCCACCUUGUGUCUGGAUGGAGCAGGACCUUUGACCUCCCUGGCUGUUGGUGAUACCACCUCCUUGUUGUGUGCAAGUUUCAACAAAGGAAUUCACUUACUCAGAGUGGACCACAGCCGGGGGCUGGAACUGCAGGAAGUGGCAGCAUUCUGAGACCAAGGGACACGAUCACUGGACAAUAUCAAACUGUGGCCCCCCUUUCUCAGCGUGGUUUUGUCUAUGUUAUUUUGGGGAGAGUGGAAUGUAGACCUGGUAUUUUUUGCUUAGUUUCACUUAGAAGUUAUAUCAGUGUUAGAAGUCAGAUUAAGUCCACUGGUGCAAAAUCAGGUAUAGAGAUUUUGAACUUGGGCAAACCUAAGGUUCUCAAUUUCAGUUAAAUUCAGUGUAAUUUUUUGUGAGCUUUUAGAACUACUCUCCCCCAAAAAGGUUGUCAUUCAAAAUGAUGACCUCUGGGUGUAAGAGAGACAGGCACCUGUCUGUGAGAGUCAGAACACAGGGCUUGGGUCUAUGGAAAUCACCUUUUCUGUGUUUCCACAAAAGAAAAAAGGCAGUAGAGAAAGAGACUAUUUGGGUUACCUCAAAAAUAAUCAAGAUGGGAAAGAAUUGCACAGCUCCACACACACGGGUUGUAUACAGUGAGCUCCACCUCUAGUCACUGCUCCUCAACAGUAGGAAGACUCAAGUUAGAGCAAAGAUUUUGCAUUUGUCUUUCUGGCCUUUGCCUGUCUGUGAUAUCAGUGCAGAGUAGCACCGAGAAGGAGGUAGAAAUCCUGCCCAAGGCUGUGCUGCUGAGCGUGCAUGAAGAUCAGACCUGACGGCCGGGCAUGGUGGCUCAGGCCUGUAAUGCCAGUACUCUGGGAGGCGGAGGUGGGUGGAUUGCUUAAGCUCAGGAGUUUGAGACAAACCUGAGCAAGAGCGAGACCUCAGCUCUAAAAAAUAGCUGGGUGUUGUGGCUGGCGCCUGUAGUCCCAGCUACUCAGGAGGCUGAGACAAGAGAAUUGCUUGAGCCCAGGAGUUUGAGGUUGCUGUGAGCUGUGAUGCCACAGCAGUCUAUCAGGGGCAAGAAAGUAAGACUCCAUUCUGACCCUCCAAAAAAAAGAAAGGAAAAGAAAAAGAAAAUCAGGCCUGAGAUAUCUCGAAGAGGCUGGCAAGUACAAGAGCAUUGCCCAGAGUUAUAAGAGUUAGCAAAUCCAUUCUAUGAAUAAGAAAACGGAACAGUGGAGAGAUUAAGGUAAAAGAAAAAUCAUUUGCAAUUUUAAUUUUUUUAUUUAGUUUUAUAUAAAUAAGACUUUAUAUAUACAUAUGUAUAUUUAUUUGUUUGUUUUCCCUUGGUUAUGGCCAGAGUAAGGCAAAGGAGAUCUCUGAAGUCAUAAUAGACCAUAGAAAAAAGAGAGAAGCUGGGUGCAGUGGCUCACAGCUGUAACCUCAGCUACUCGGGAGGCUGAGGCAGGAGGAUGGCUUGCGUCCAGGAAUAGUGAGACUGGUCUCUUUAAAAAAACAAAGGAGAAAGAUGGAGUCAACUGUGGCCAGUCAUUGAGCCCCCUUCAGUGAGGAGGGGCUGGAUACUCAGGGCUGCCCUAGGAAUCAGCCCAUUUUCCUCAGGGAAGAUGAAGUCCUUCCUGCCUUCAGAGGAGCCCACACAUUAGACAUCUGAGGGCUAGAGAUUCCCUUUCUAAUGAGUGCCAGGAUAAGGAAAGAUUUUGUAUUUAUCUUUCUGAUGUUUGCCUGUCUGUGAUACCAGUGGCUCUCAGGCAUCUUCCUUGUCCCCUCCUGCUCCUCCGUGGGUCCGUUCCUGCCCUGUGCUCUCUCCAGUGAUGGGAAUAGAGGGAGGAGAGUCUAUUCUUAAACUAGGACAAAGGAUCAGACCCAAGUUUGAGUCUCCACUUCUCCAUUUAGCUGGAUGAUCUUGGGCAACUUAUAAAACCUCGGUUUCCUCUUCAGUUAGAAUGUGGGCUCACAAUCAUACCCGCCACACAAGGCUGUUCUGAGGAUUGGCCAUAUCUAUAUAAAUGCCAAGCAAAACAGUGUAGUUGUUUCUUGUCCUCACUGUCUAGAGUAAAUGCCCUCAUUUUCACACUAAAUGUUCCCAUUCCUUCAUCCAUUCUAACCCCUUUAGUCAUUUUUCAGCUUUCCUUUAAUUCCUUGAGUUAUAGAUAUUUGAGCUCUGGAAAAACAAAGGGGUAGUGGGAGAGGAGACUCCUUCAUUGAGCACCUUCAGAGGGCCAAAUACAUUUACUCCCAUUACACUUCUCAUUGUUAUUCCCAUUUCACAGAUGAGAAAGCUGAAACCCAGAGGCGUGCAGGUUUUUGCCUGGGUUCCAUAGGUAGGAAGCAGAAGAGCUGAGAUUUGAAUCUGGUUCUGCCUAACUCAAAGCUGCAACACCUUCCUUUGCAUGACGUCACAAAGCUUCCCUGUUCAGUUUAGAAAUUCACAGAGGCAUGAUAUUGUUUGUGUAUUUUCAAGAUCAGUUAUUAACUUUUUGGCCCCAAGGAGAUCCCCCUACCCAGGUGCCCAGGGGCAGUAGAUAGCUGGCUCAGAGAAAGUCCUAGCAUAUUCUGGAUUAUUAGUGCUAUAGCUGACACUUUGUUCUAGAAGGAAGACAGGUUCCAGUGAGAAUAUCCAGGGGAGGGGCGGCGCCUGUGGCUCAAGGAGUAGGGCACCAGUCCCAUAUGCCGGAGGUGGCGGGUUCAAACCUAGCCCUGGCCAAAAACCACAAAAAAAAAAAAAAAAAGAAUAUCCAGGGGAGUGGGUUCAGAGGUGUCUCAAGGAAUUGGGACAGACUACUAUGAGAGGGAAAAUAAACGUGAGAAAAUAGGAGGCCUCUGAUGAGUUAGCAGGAUUCUGUUACCAGUAAAAUUAUUUCCCAAAGCUCUACAUGUGUGCUUGAUGUCAAAAUUCUUUAUCUAAGGCAGUGCCAUAGCUCAGUGGGUAGAGUGCUGGCCACAUAUACUGAGGCUGGCAGGUUGGAACCCAGCCCAGGCCAGCUAAACAAUGACAACUACAACAAAAAAAUAGCUGGGUGUUGUGGCAGACACCUGUAGUCCCAGCUACUUGGAAGGCUGAGACAAGAGAAUCACUUAAGCCCAAGAGUUGAGGUUGCUGUGAGCUGUGAUGCCAUGGCAUGUCAGGGC
Nycticebus coucang (slow loris) is the source of this 4314-nucleotide messenger RNA. RefSeq names its product WD repeat domain 31 (gene WDR31). Gene Ontology annotation, molecular function: protein binding. The coding region runs from base 232 to 1335 and encodes 367 amino acids. The record is from RefSeq and is a predicted model, not a curated record. The transcript is spliced from 11 exons. NCBI's taxonomy places the organism in Eukaryota, Metazoa, Chordata, Mammalia, Primates, Lorisidae.